CGCGACUCGGAGGCAUUGAAGGUGGCUCUAGAGUGCUUGAAGGAAGCCGGCUCCGUCACGGCCUGGGGCAGCUACCCUAACGUCGCGAGACGAACGGCGAGUGUGCGUGAGCUGACGCAAGUGGGCAUCAAGAACGCUGAGAAGCUCGCCGUGCCGUCUGUCCGCAACGAUGCGCUCUUCCUCGCCACCGUGGUCGGCACCACUUCCAUUCUCGCCCUCGCCGGCAGCCAACUACCAGGGGACUGGGGUUUCUUUGUGCCGUAUCUGGUGGGCGGCCUCUCCAUUGUUGUUCUCGCUGUCGGCAGCGUUGCUCCAGGGCUUCUCCAGGGCGGAAUAGGAGCCAUGGCACCUGUAUUCUCAGACUACAAGGACCGAGUGCUCCGGCACGAAGCAGGCCACUUCCUCUUGGCGUAUCUCCUGGGCCUGCCACCUGUCGCGUACUCAUUGGACAUCGGCAAGGAGCACACGAAUCUGCUGGACGAUAAGCUGCAGAAGAAGAUCUACAGCGGCAAGCUGGAGGGUGAUGACGUGGACAGACUCGCGGUGGUGGCGAUGGCAGGCAUGGCAGCGGAGGGGCUACAAUAUGAGCAGGUGAUGGGGCAGACGGCAGACCUCAACUCACUGCAGCGCCUCAUCAACCGCAGCGGGCUGGGCGCCAUGACUCCUGAGAGACAGCAGAACCUCACUCGCUGGGCGGUGCUCUAUGCGGCUUCACUAAUCAAGAACAAUGCCAAGUCCUUUGAUGCACUCAUGGAAGCCAUGGCAAGAGAAGCCCCUGUAGAAGUGUGCAUAGCAGCAAUUGAGAAUGCUGCGGCCAAAUAA
Molecule: messenger RNA, 822 nt
Organism: Closterium sp. Naga37s-1
Lineage: Eukaryota; Viridiplantae; Streptophyta; Zygnematophyceae; Desmidiales; Closteriaceae
Source: the annotation of a GenBank genome assembly